Rhododendron vialii is the source of this 1636-nucleotide messenger RNA. Its product is annotated as S-sulfo-L-cysteine synthase (O-acetyl-L-serine-dependent), chloroplastic. The coding region runs from base 87 to 1259 and encodes 390 amino acids. Gene Ontology annotation, cellular component: cytoplasm. The record is from RefSeq and is a predicted model, not a curated record. The transcript has 10 exons. NCBI's taxonomy places the organism in Eukaryota, Viridiplantae, Streptophyta, Magnoliopsida, Ericales, Ericaceae. Gene Ontology annotation, molecular function: cysteine synthase activity.
ACACGGCCCAAAAUUCCGGUUCUCUUUGUUUGAUCUCCGAACCUCAUUUAUCCAAAACAUACCUCUUCUUCAGACCGGUUCCUGUAAUGGCGGCACUAUCUCCCCCUCCUCCUCUUCUCCUCCCUCUUCCUCCUCAGCAAAUACCUUUUACUAGAGUCAGCCCUUUCCAACCCACUCAUUUCCCACCCUUUCUAUCUCUACGGCGUCACCAGCACCACAACCGUUCCUCUUAUAUCACCAAUGCGGCCACUUCUUCUUCUUCAGGAGUAGUUGCCACCACCACCACCACCACCGCUUCCGGCUACGCCACGAGCGAAGAACACGACGCCGUCAACAUCGCCGAGGACGUAACCCAGUUGAUUGGGCAAACGCCGUUGGUAUAUCUCAACAAAGUUACAAAGGGCUGCGCGGCAAACGUUGCUGCAAAACUUGAAUCUAUGGAGCCUUGCCGAACUGUCAAGGACAGAAUUGCAUGUAGCAUGAUAUUUGAUGCCGAAGAAAGCGGAGCAAUUUCUCCUGGAAAGAGCAUACUUGUUGAACCGACUACUGGAAAUACAGGGCUUGGUAUAGCUUUUGUUGCAGCAACCAAGGGAUAUGAAGUCAUUGUCACCAUGCCUGCAUCGAUCAAUCUUGAAAGACGGAUCCUUCUACGUGCAUUUGGAGCAAAGAUUUUUUUGACAGACCCAGUGAAAGGUCUUAAAGGUGCUGUUGAUAAAGCUGAACAAAUUGUUUCGAGCAUGCCAAAUGCAUAUAUGUUUAAGCAGUUUGACAACAUGGCUAAUUCAAAGGUCCACUUCGACACCACGGGCCCAGAGAUAUGGGAGGAUACCAUUGGUAGAGUUGACAUCUUUGUCGCAAGCAUAGGAACUGGUGGUACUGUUACAGGAACUGGGCGUUAUUUGAAAAUGAUGAACAAAGAUAUAAAGGUAGUUGGAGUGGAACCUGCCGAGAGGAAUGUAAUAUCUGGAGAAAACACAGGUUACGUGCCAAGUAUUAUGGAUGUUGAUUUGCUUGAUGAAGUUUUGAAGGUUACCAGUGAGGAAGCUGUUGAAAUGGCAAAACGGUUGGCGUUGGAGGAAGGUUUGCUGGUCGGUAUAUCAUCAGGAGCUGCUGCUGUUGCUGCCAUAAGUAUGGCGAAAAGGCCUGAGAAUGCUGGCAAACUCAUUGUUGUUGUAUUUCCAAGCUCCGGAGAGAGGGAUCUUGGCAGUAUAUUUUUCAACCCAAUUGAGGGAGAGGACCAACAAAUGCAACGAAGGUAGCUUUCAACUUUUUCCAGAUUUUCAAGUCCACCAGAUGUCUUGGUCCGUUCCCGCUUUACCAUAGCGAGGAUGGCCAUCAUUUUUGAGUUUGUAGGCUGAGGUUUCAAGCAGUCACGGACUUAAACUUUCCGCGAAUCAGGAUGUAGGUUUUGGUUGGAAUUAGGAAAGUGUAGGAAAGAACGUCACCGAAAUCUCCUCAAAUCAAAAUUCAUCGACAGCCUAAAUAUAAAGGCAUGCGAACUUCGAUAACGUUCUUCUCGGCUCUAGUGAUUUACUUUCACAUGGCACAACGAUGUUCGAUCUGAACAUCUGUUUACCUGUACGAAAAAGGAAAACAUUCGAUUGAAAUUCAUGCUCGCGAUUUUUGAGUGAUUAAA